Molecule: messenger RNA, 5321 nt
Organism: Porites evermanni
Lineage: Eukaryota; Metazoa; Cnidaria; Anthozoa; Scleractinia; Poritidae
Source: the annotation of a GenBank genome assembly
UCCCGACGUUACGACACUAGAACGACGAUAUUCUCCCCAGAAGGUAAUAAUAACAAUAGUUAUACUUUGGAGUGUUGCUUUAUUUUGUAAGUCCCUAUACCAGUCGGUCGAUGCUCUGUUACAUUUUUGUAUUAAACCUUAUAGACUGCAUGACAAACUUUCCUAUCAUUCUUCAGAUUUCCAAGAUACAAUUCCUAUUUCAAACAGUUCUAUUUGCCCACCAUAAAGUGUACUUCUGGUAAUAAAGCCUUACUACAUGUAUGUUAGUCUAAAAUUCUCUGACUUUCUUGCCCUAUGAGACCUUAGGGAGCUUAAGUAAUGACGAUGACAACAGCAGUGAGAAGGGCAAAAAAGAAAUAGGUUUAUAUUAGCAAAACAACAACUUUGCAUCUGCAUCACGAUUUUUGUACAUUUCUUUGCUGUCAUUGCACAAAUAUAACGUGAAAGUGCCUAAUUUCACAUUUUUUUCGAGGACGGGAACACACGACAACAACUUGCUUAAGCUCCCUCUUAUAAACUAAGGUGGCAGAGACAAAGGUCCCCCGGUCCUACUUUAUUAUUAUUAUUAUUAUUAUUUUUAUUUUUAUUAUCAUCAUUAUUAUUAUUAUCACAUUUACAGAUCGAAAGCAGUAGAGCCUGCCUGAAUUAAUCUUUUUUUAGGAAUUUUUUUUAAAGAAUUAGGAAUUUAGGAAUAUGAUAUUUUAUUCUUUUUAACUUGUUUUCUUUUUAAAAUCAGAGACUGAUAAUUUUCUUUUGUCAUGACUUACUUUAAAACACUGGACUGCCUGCAAGAGUUAUUGAUUGCUUCUGAGCUGCAAGGAAUGUAUUUGGGAAAUCGUUAUUGACACAGUGAUUGUAUUUUUAUGAUUUAUAUAAUUCUCAGUGUUGUACAGCUGUAUAGUGCUUAAUUCUCACUUCAAAUAUUCCUGUAAAUAAUUAUGUACAUAUUUUAAAGUUGAAUAAAAAUUAUCUCUUCUGUCACAGUCUUUUCUGGUGUUCUUUAUUGUUAUUAUUUAUUUUAUUAUUAGUAGUAGUAUUUUGUUUUCUCCUUUAAAUAGUGUCACUGUAGAAUUUCAUCCUUAUGAAAUUUCUCAUUGUGAUUUGCUGCCUUUGUAAACAGGGCGACUUUAUCAAGUGGAAUAUGCCAUGGAGGCGGUUGGUCAUGCUGGCAUUUGUUUGGGGAUCCUAGCCAAUGAUGGUAUUGUUUUGGCUGCAGAGAGGAGAAAUACAAAUAAACUCCUUGAUGAAGUGUUUGCCUCAGAAAAGAUUUACAAGCUCCACGAGUAAGUUUUUAAGAAAUUUGUUGUUUGCAGGAUGUGUGAGAGAAAUAGUGUUAAUUAUGUAGUGUUUAGGGUUCUCAAUAGCAACUGGCACCUGGCAAUUGAUUGCUGCCCACUUUGGACUUUUUAGCUGCUUACUUUACAUUCUAUUUGCUGCUUUUCCCUCCCUAGUUUACAGUCCCUCCAUUUGUCACAGCUGCCUACUUCAAAUCCUAUUGAGAACCCUCAGUGUUAUUUAACUGUAGUAACCGGUGAUCAAAAUAUUUUUUUUAUCCAUCCAGAGUGGAAAAGUAAUGUGAUAUUUUAUUCACAAUAGAGGAUCUGUGAAGUAAUACCUGGCCAUACUGGCAGUUAAACUACAACUUUACAUGUGUCUUUGGUAUGGUUUUAUUAAUAUGAUUAUAACAGCAUAUGGCAUGUAUGAAAUUCAUUUUUCAGCGACUUGGCUUGCAGUGUGGCUGGUAUAACAUCAGAUGCUAAUGUGCUCACAAACCAACUUAGACUUAUAGCUCAAAGGUACUGUCAACCACCCUUAAGCUAGUUUACACAAUACAUCAGGGUGCAAAGAAAGUCAGUUUUACAGCUUGCCAUUCAUGCAAGCUGUAGUUAGCAUGUGCUAGCCGAAAAGUCAUUUUAACUAGCCCGAUGAUAAGCAGGGUUGAUAACAGUUCUUUUGUGAUUUGAAUUUCUUAAAAGAUUUCACUUGCCAGGCGGGCAGGUUAAGAACAGAAUUCACUAGCCCAAUAAUAAAAUCCAUUAGCCCCAGGCUAUUGGAUACUACUUUCUUUGCGCACUGAUACAUGUUGUUGGUGUGAUCUGUCAUGUGCUUUAUUAACAUGUUAUUAUUAUAAUAAUUGUCAAUAAACUAUUUAUCACUCCAAUCUUCUAUCUAAAGGGAAGACAAGUUUUAAUAGUGGAUUAAAAUAUAAGAUAAGGUCAUAAUGGUAUGUGUUUGUCAAAUGUUUUCUUUAUAAAGUGGUGCCAACAAAUAAUACAUUGUAUUGUGUAAACUAGCCUGUAAUAUUAUUUUAAAAUUUGUUUCAGCUUAAUGGAUUUGUAAUUGCAUCAAGGUGUUACUUACAUUUUUAAAAGUUGACCACUGUUUUAGUCGGAGAAACUAAUUCCCCUCUUGAAUGGUUAAUGCUUGAAACAUCAGCAUACUCUACGUUAUUCACUUAAUUCUGUUCCAUGUUAUACUAAUAAUGGAUUAUGUUCACUCACUGGUUACCUGUAUCUAUCUUCGAGAUAGUAGACUUAAGUGCAGUUUAUACAAAUCAUUCUCUUUUUUGUAUGUUUUAAGUAAAUUUACUGAGUGUUAAGCACCCAGUUAGUAACAGUUUUAAAGUGUCACAUAAGUUUUUUUUGACAUUAUGGUAUUUUAAAGCCAUGUAAUUUGGUUCACCCUUUGGCAGAUAUUUACUUCAGUUUCAAGAGGCAAUUCCCUGCGAACAGUUAGUCAGUUCACUGUGUGAUGUCAAACAGGCCUACACACAAUUCGGAGGUGAGAUCACUUAAUCCCUCAUCUUCCUAGUCCAAGUUUGUCAGUUACCUGCUUGAAAUAAAUUGCAACUGUGAUGUCCAGGACAGAGUUGUUCAAAACCCAAUUAGCUCUAAUCCUGGGUCAACUGUAAACAGAGUAUAUUAUGAGUAUAUUGUUGAUCAAUAUACAUGUAACAGUAACCCUAGAUUUGCACUAACCAUCCUACAAACAACUCUACCCAGGAUAACUUGCAGGGGUAAUGUAGCAACACUAGCACAGUCAAGUGCGCAAGAGUAGAGUACAUCCCUAUAGAAGGUUAAAAUCCUCUAGAUGCAAGCACAAGGAUCAAAUAUGCUUCUGCUUCUUGUUAUGUUUGCUUAAUAUGCUGCUAUGCAAUACAUUCAUACUUCUGCUUGUAUCAUGCUUGUGUGGUAGUGAAAACCAGGUUUUGAUGAUUUCAGCAAAAAAUUGCUUUGUGUUACAUGUACACCCUCUGAAAUGGGGGUUGUCUUGUAAUGUUUUAGUUGCUCCAAAUGUUGUGAAAAGUAUUGUUAAUUUAGUUCUCCCUCUGGUAAUAUCAUAACAAUUGUGACAAUGCUGCACUACUGUGUUUUUCGUUUUGUUUUUGACAUACACUUGUAUUAUUGCAUGGAAAAUUGCAGUGCAUGUUAAUUAUACCUGGCAAAAUCCCAUGAAUUUCCUCUCGCAACCUAUUUCUGUAUGUGUUUGUUUAAGAAGGCAAUCAAUAGUUUUUAAAUCAUCGAUUUUGUGAUUCUAUUUUAUGUUAUAAGAGUGUUAUUUUACAAGGAAUUUCCCCCUUGUCUUUCUUUUGCAGGUCUGAGACCAUUUGGUGUUUCUAUUCUGUAUAUGGGAUGGGAUAAACAUUAUGGUUUUCAGUUGUAUCAAAGUGACCCAAGUGGAAAUUAUAGUGGGUGGAAGGCAACAUGCAUUGGAAACAACAGUGUGGUAAGUUUAUAAUCAAGGUGUACAGAGUUUUCCAUCAUUUAAUUGGCAUAUCAUGCAAUCAAUUGGGAAUCCUUGUGAGAUCUAAGGCCACAUUCCACCACAGAGAUCCAAAAAACCUUUGUUGAGUCCAGAGAUUUAAGCAGUCAUGUCUAUAUCGGGCUAACCAUGUAAUUAAAUACUCUACAGAGUACAUUCAAAGGGCACUCCUCUGACAAUGCAAGAACUUAGUUCAUAAUCUUGGGUUCCCUGUACUAUUAUUUUUGUAUACCUUUUCAGCACUAUCUUGAAUGCUUAAGCCUUGGUGUCGAGUGGCACUAAAAUGGCAGCUCAGAAAGCUGUCAAUUGAUAAAAGUGGCUUUAGCUUCUGAGAGUAAGCAUUGUUUAAGUGAGGUCUUAAUUGAGCAGCUUUACACCUUAUUUAAACUAAAAGUUAAAAAUUAUCCGAGCUUUCACCAAUCAACAGCAUCAUCAGGGAUAAGAAGAUAAGAAGUUUUGUUUUCUGCCAUCUGAACAUUCCUUGUAUUAGAUUAAGUAUUAAAUUAUUUUAUUGUUUUAUGAACUCUGGAAUGAUAACUAAUCACUGACGCGCUUCCAUGCAACAUGAAAAAAGCACAUCCAACAGAGAGAAACUCUAACCUUUGACAUGCUCAAUAAACUGCAUUACUUUUUCUAUGCUGUGUAAACUCAUUCAGCCACUAAAAUGAUUCAGUCAUGUGAGUUUGACUUCAUCUCCAAGGACUCGGAGUCUUCUCUUACACACUUUUUAUCUUGCAAUAAUUUCUUUCUUUUUUUUGCUGUUUGUAAUGUAGGCAGCAGUUUCUAUGCUUAAACAAGAGUACAAAGAAGGAGAAAUGACAUUGAAAGAUGCUCUGAAACUAGCUGUCAAAGUGCUCGAUAAGACUUUGGAUAUCACCAAACUAACUCCCGAUAAAGGUUAGUUCCUAGAGUGAUAUGUGGACACUUUGUAAGUCUUCCUAGUCACACAGUAAUGUGGUUAACAUUUUGCAUUUACCUAAAGUGUGCAGUGCAUAGAGGCCCAGCAAUGGUUCAGACUAGAAGGCCCAUGGAUCUACGAUUAUGACCUUGUUCUUUCCAGAGCAAGAAAAUUAUUUCCAGAUUGUCUUUAUAGACAAUAACUGACUUUGACUCCAUGAAAACAGAGGAGGUACUCUUAGUUAAUGGGUUAAUGCUGUCCCCCUCCAUAUGUCUCUCAAGACUCUUUGUAUCAUAUGGUCAUGAGCAUUAAUUUAUCAUUGUUUCUACUAAUAAGUAACUACCAUGGAUGAGAGAUGAUGACACAUAAAAAUAUGAUAUCUAAGAAAAGUAAAUCUCAUCACCAACACAGAUAUUAUUUGCCGUAAAGAGAAUAAUAUUACCUUUUUUUAAGUCUCGUGUAUUAAAAUUUAAUAUACAUUUUCUGUGCAGUCUGUUCUUAAGCUCGAUUCUGUUCUGUUUUAGUUGAGUUUUCCACCCUGACACGAGAGAAUGGCAGAACAAAGAUCAAGAUUCUUGGAGCACAAGAAGUUGAAAAACUAAUCAACGAACAUGAGCAAGUGAAGGCAGAAGAAGCCAAGCAAGCAGCUGCCAAGAAAUAG